Molecule: messenger RNA, 13342 nt
Organism: Porites evermanni
Lineage: Eukaryota; Metazoa; Cnidaria; Anthozoa; Scleractinia; Poritidae
Source: the annotation of a GenBank genome assembly
GGUUACCGGGGAAAUACAAAAUGGCGGAAAAUAACACAUAGCUUUCAUAAACAAACAUUUGCUUUUUUAGAGUGCGUGUGAUUUAUUUUAAAGCAUGGCUGCUAAGCAAGUACAAGCCUACUUAGAGAGGCAUCACAUUGGAGCGUUAUUUGAGGUAACGAUAUUAAGAUCGUAAAUAAAAUCCCACUGUUUGUUUGGUGGGAAUUUAAUUCGAAACAAUAUUAAGCUUAAGUGCCUAUCAUGUUCACGACGCUUACCGUCACGCUGUUCCUUUUACUGUUUACGUUUAUUGUUAUGACAUAAUUUAAAUUAUGCAACUAGAAUACCUUUAAGUUUAAACUUUUUGCCGUGUUUGUCUAACAAAGAGCCUUACACGCGUAUUUUCACCUUACUGGCAUGGGGAUCACUGCUAAAAUAUAUUCAGUUUCUUUCUUUCUGUCUUUCGUUUUUUUUAAUUACUCAAACAUAUUCGAAAGCAUCUUGCACCAAAGAACUUUGGUUAAAGUUAAUACCAAUUCUAUGUCAAUGUUAGGCUCAAUAACAACAAUAACAGUGAUGAUGAUGAUAAUGAUGAUGACAAAUAAAGAUUUAUUUAAAGAAAAUCAUAACAAUGAUAAUAAUAUUAUCAUGAUAAUAAUAAUAAUAAUGAUACUGAUAGUAAUAAUAGUAUAAUGCACUUAUCAGUGUUGUUCUGGGGGUUUGACCCAGGGAACCCCUGGGCAUUUGCACAAUGACGUUUGCAAACCCCAGAGUGUGAUAUCAUAAUGUAAUGACAGCCUCUGCUGAAGUUAAUGUUGUGUGCUAUACACCAAACUACAAAUGUGUAUUUCCGCAGUCCACAUCAUCUUCAUUCUUUUAUUUCUAUGUUUCAUUCCUUUAACGGUUUAAGAUGAACUCAACAAAUUGGCCUGCUCCAAAUGAUUGGGUCUUCAUAGCUCAGUUGGUAGAGCACUGCAGCGCUAAUGUAGAGGCCAUGGGCUAGACCCUGUUGAAGUCCUGAAAUUUUGGGGGGUGACUGUAUUUCCUCAAAUAAUAGCCAGUGUUGAUUAUUUCUUUUUUCACACCAGAAGGGGGCAAUAAUUCGAGGGAGGCCAUUAUUUUAAAUAUAGCUCACUAGAAGUAGAGCCCUAAAAAUUUUGUUCUAUUUUCCCAUAAAAUGAAAAAAGUAAUCACAUGAAAUAAACUGAACAUUGGCAUUUUAAGUGUUCCCAAUUUGGUUCCUUGAUUAAUUUUCAAUGUCAAUGUCCUCAGCAUCACAGCUUGAAUCGUCACUGAUCAGUUUUGCUGAAUCAGACUCCACUUUAGCUUCAUCCUCCAAGUUUAACACUAUGGGUAUCCUUUGCGGGUAACCUAUGGGAGUUGGGGGGGGGAAUUAUUCGAGGGAGGCGAUUAAUAGAGCAACGGCCUUUAUUUGUACGAGGAAAUACGGUAAUUUGCAAUAUAUUGCUUAAAUUGCAAUUACCACUGCGACAAUCACAUCUUCAUUUAAACCAAACUAAAACUGUUGUUAAGUUUGGUCCAGUACAGGGGUGUUGUUGUACUGUGUUUCAGCUGGACCUAAAUGAUACUGAAAGAAGGUUAUUGAAUUUUUUUCAGGAUCUGAUGGCAAAAAUCAUCAAAGAUACACCUGAAGAACCAGUUCCUUUUCUUAUCAAAGUCUUAAAAAAGAUGUAUGCUGAAGGAAGCUCCAAGGUACAGUUGUUUUUAUUUGUUUCUUUUAAUUUGCUUUCUAUUAAAGUAUUUUGUCAAUUUUAGAUGACAUUUUUUAUUACUCUUAAGCACAAUAUUAUUACUUAGUAUAGUGUUACAGGUUGUUGAAACAUAUUUUGAUAAAUAGGAUUUUUACGUUAAGACAUCAUUUUUCUGUUGAUUAUGCAGGGUCCUGGGUCAUCUCUCCCACCAUCAGGAUCAAAGGCAGCAUUUACGAGAUCAAUGGGCCUCACAGGAACAUCAGUGGGGAGGCAUUCAUUUGAUGAAGGUAGAAAUGCGUUAGCCAAAUCCUGGGCAGGGCCGGAUAUCCAUACAGAGGGAUCAAAAUACCGACCUAGCAGUGCCUCCAAAGCUGGUCGAGAUUACCCACGACCCUGGCUGAGUGGUUCAAGCAAGCCUGGAAAGGGUGGUGGAGCUGUGGACAAGGACAACAUGCGACCACUUAGAACAGGUAUAAUGUUUAGAUGUGUUAAUGUUUAGAUGUCCAAAAUCCUGAGGUUAUUCCUAAAUAUUGGGCCUACAGUAUAUAGCUUAUUUUGUUUUGAUACAGUUUUUCGUAGACCACUUUUAAGGUCACCGUGAUUGAAAAACAUUGGUAUGGUCUCCAAAAAACUGUACUGAAACACCUUAAAUGGGGAUCUUAUAUUUAAACAGUAAGAUUAAUGUUGGCUUUUUUAUUGUAGUGGGCAACAACGAACGACCUCCGUGGAAUAGCAAAACAGCCGUUCCUUCACAUGACUUUGAUGAGUGGUUCAAUAUGCAGCACAGGCCAACCAGGACUGCUGAUGAGGGCUCCCUGGGUUACCAAGGGAGUAAGUAACCUACAUUGAACUUAACUAUAUAAUCAGGGCUUCUGAUGUUUCGCGGAAAAAAAAGCAAAAUCUCGCAGGAUUUUCAGGGGCAAAUUCGCGGAAAAAUCGGCCAAUUUUGCGUUGAUAUGACCAGCAUUUAUUUAACGUUUUUUUAACAAGGAUAAUCAUUUGCUCUUUCAACAACAGUUCGCUCGAGAAAUGAGCGAAUGCUAAAGCUGUUAACAUUAUGGUUAGUGCCCAGUUUUUCGCAACGUUCAUCUAAGAACGCCUGGUAGUUUUGAGACGUUGUUUACUUGUCGCAGUGACGAAGUUUCAAGAUAAAUUUGGACGUUUGGGGUGAAUAGAACAGGUCUAAUAGCCAAGAUAAGUAUUAAAUAUGUUUUGCCGACAUGUAUUUGGAAAUAUUUCUGGCGGAUUUUGCGGUAUUUCGUGUUUUUUUGGGAAUUUCGCGGGAUUUCGCGGAAAUACCUGAAUUUCACGGGUCCGCGACCGCGCAAAAUAUCAGAAGCCCUGUAUAAUGAAUAAAUUUAAAGCAUGAAUAUAAAUAGGUUUGUGCUGUGGCUAGGAAACUUUUAACAUGUUUUCCAGUGAGUUUUCGUUGAGUUCCAGUUUGUGUCCACUUCUAAAUCAUACUCUUAAUAAAAUAUUAUCUUUAUUUGGUAUAGCCUGAAAGAACACCCGACAUUUGGCAACGCUACUACUGGCUUACCCCGCCAAUUUGUCUUAGAAACAAGCUGUAGAAAUUCCAUACUGAUGACGCGUCACUACCCAGAUCUGGGUAGUCCUUCUGAGUGGUUGAAUCAAAUUUCUCACAUGGCCUGACCAAUAAUUAGAAGCACUACCCAGAUCUGGGUAGUGAGGUGUCAUCAGUACGGAAUUUCUGUGCUCGUUUCUCAGACAUUAUUUGGUGGGGAAACCAAUGGUAGCGUCACUAAAUGUUGGCCAUUUUCUCAGGCUAUAAUGAGUACAAAAAAAGGGAAAAUGCCUAAUGACAGUAUCUUAAAAAACUGACUGACAGUUAAUAAGUGGGAAGUAAUUAAUUUAUUUACCUCUUACUUUUGGUUUACUUGUCAUGCUAAUCAAUGUUGUGCGAUUGUAAGCUGAUAUUUAAACUUUAUUUUCCUUUCAGCUUCUUCAUGGGGACAAAAUGGUGAAAUGGUGAGAAUAACAUCAUAGUUAAUAUCAAAAUUAUAAAACAUAGCUCAUUUCAAGUACAGCCAUUGCACCUGUCAUAAAAAGAAAUAUUCAGCUGUGCUUUGCAACCUUACUCUAGACUUAAGCACCAAAAUUUUCCAAGCUUUCCCAGGCUAAUAAUGAUUAAUUAUUAACCCAAAACACCCCCUUAAACCUGUAACCCAAGAGUGAUCAACAGCAAAUUUCUUCUAACAGAAAAGAUUAUGAGAAUUAAUAAAAUGAUCACCUAAGGUUUAAUGCUGUGAUCUUUGAUUUUUACUAAAUUCUCUUAAGUAGUUCUUUAAGGAAAUAUAUGGAGAAUUUCUGUGCAUAAUAUCUAGGUCUGAUAUGUGUCUCUCAGUUGAGGCGUUCUAUUUUAGCUAUUUUUCUCCAACUCUUUCUCAAUCAAUUUCUGGUACUGUUUAAGUGGUGUCCAAUACUUUUUGCGUAAGGAACAGGCAUAUGGUGAAUAGUGUUUCUGUUGUAGGUAAAAUUGAUCUCAGGUUGAAGUAGUAUUUAACUUAGUUUGAUUCAAAAUUUUCUUUUGUUUCCUAGCCCUAAUUAUUCAUAGGAGAUAAGGAAAACUCUGGUUUAACCUGAGAACAGAUUUUAUCUAUAACAAUUCCACUUUCACUUAUAUAAUUAUCUCACAGGAAAUGCCUGCAGAAAGAACCGUGAUCUACAACAGACAAACAACAGUAACAGGCCCUGGGAGUUACGCUGAUGAUGAUCUUGAUGAAGAGCUUUACGUGGGAAGAGAUGAUAAAAUCAGAGAUGAUAGAAACACACCAUCAGUGAUAUCACACGAGUAUGUUUAUAUUUUGCUUUGUGUUACCUCUGCAAGAUAUUAUACUCACCUCCCUCCUUCCCUCCAUUUAAAGUUGUUCCUCCAACUUUUGAGCUUGGUCAAUUGUAUUGCUAGCAACUUUGAUAUAAAGGGAAGGAGGGGACCACAAGCAGGUCAGUAAAGCAAAAAAAAGUACAGUGUCUCAAAUAUUUUUACAACUGGUUGUAGCUUUCGUUUCUUUAAGCCUGCCCCACUAGCCUGCUCCACCUGCACCAAGGGCUGUUGUUAAGCAGGGGAAUUCCCCCAGCUACCAUUGAAGGUUACCACUGGCUACUUUCAAAAAAGUUCACGGAAAAUAGAACCGAAGAAAUUUUCAGUGCUGUUUGAUUCCCCGCCUGCUUGUUGUAUUUACAUGCCAACUAAAAUAGUUAGUGACAGCCUCCUCUCUCCCUGCUUUAAAUUCAAACUUGAGUGCAGUGGUCAAAACUUGACUCAGUGAGUGUACACAUUGAAGAUCCACCUCGACUGGGGAUCACGGGGUGCUCAUUUGAUGAGCCUGAUGCCAUCAAAUUUUUAGCCUCUGGAAAAUAAGAUCAAAGUUAAUAUUUUUUGUUUACAUGAAGCUUUUGAACAGACAGCACUGCAAGCUACUGCAGGCCUACUGCAGGCUGGGAUAUUUAAAUCUCAGUCACCCUUUUUCCAAUAGUGAUAGAGAGGAGGCUAAGUGAAGCACCAUCUUCUUUAUGGUGGUGGGGUGGGGGGUGCCAGAGGUGAGCAGUGCACACCAUCAUUCUAUGGGUUAGUACGUCCUGGCUGUACACAAGGUUUUUGAACAUUCUUAGCCUGCAUAGCAUGGCAGUUUUGGUUGGGUGUGCAAAGUAAUAAAGAGAUAAGGGAGGGCAGAGAAGCCGUAAGGCUAUGCCGCUCGUUUGCACGCACUUUGCGCGCAUUUUUGCAGCUAUGCGCUCAGUAGUGCUCCCAACAAAACUGCCAUGCUAUGCAGGCUAGAACAUUCUCUUUGUACUCACAGGAAAAUGUGGAGUGAUCACUUGCCUUACCUUGUUGCCUUAUUUCAUAAUUUAAUACUUGCUUUACAUGGUAGGUCCAGUAGAUCACGGAAACAAAAGGCCCGGCAUGCUGCCGAGCAGCAUCGCCGACAACUACAGGCUCUUCUUCAAAAUAAGAAUCCAGGGAGGCGUGAUAUUAAUGGGAUGAAUUUUGAUGACCUACAUGAUGAUGGCACUGAGUUGUUAGGUAUGGAUCAAAAAUACACUUUCUUCUGACAUUACCUGGCAUUGAAAAACAGUGAUAUUUUUUAAAAUAUUUGAACUAGGAAACUUUCUGCUGUACAGUACAUGUAGGUGGACACAUGCUAUAUUAAAGAGGACACAACCCAUUAUCUACAUAAAAAUUCUUCAAAAUGAUCUCUAUACAUUUCCUUAAAGAAUUAGUUGAGAGAAUUUGGUAAAAGAUCAAAGCAUUUUCCCUGAGGUGACCAUUUUAUAAGUCCUCAUAACCUAUUCUCUUGAUGAUGUAUUGAUAUUCUUAGGAUAAUAUUUGACCUACUCCUCUUUUAAGGGGACAAGUUUGUUUGCUUUUUGGGUAGUUUGACAAAAGUGUUAAAUUUUUGGAAAAUCAGCAUUUAGUGGUAUGAAGCUUUUUUCUCUAUGCCCUAGAAAAUGUGGAUGAGUUAGAAGAUGAAGGUGUGUCCAGCAUGAGCAGCACUGGAACAAAGUUAUCCAAGGUAGUUUUUGUUUGGUUUUUGCUUAAAGUCUUUCCUAUACUUUGUGAUCAGCUGAAACAAUCUUCCGCUUUGUUCUCCACCAUUAAGAAGUCUUCCUGUACUCUGUCUAAGACCCAGUAGCAAUGACUAAACCAAGAGCAGAGACUUCUUGUAGUUAUAAUAUUAAAGUUGACGUUUCGAAGCGGGGUAAACUCCCCUUGCUAAAUUGAUGUGAAUCUUCUUUGGUUGAACAUAAGGAGCAAAACAAAGGAAAUAUCUUCUGCUUUACUACUCGUUAAGAGGAUGAAAAUCAAGCACGAUGGUAAUCUUAAGCAACUUAUGAAAUGUUGAGGAGCGACCAGCAAUUACAAGUCCUGUUAAAAAUUUGUGUUCGAGCUCUUGUAAGCCAUGCUAGGGCAAGAAGAGUUUUUGACCUUAUUCAGAGACAGUUUCUAUACCAUCUUGGUGCAAAACCCGUCACUUUUCCUUGUUUUAUCGCUGUCAUUAUUCUAGGCUCAGUUAUUUUGACUCCUUUGUUUUCCUUGGUUUACGUCAUUCGUGGUUUUGGAAUCUGCUGCAGUCAUUAUUUCAAGAACCUGGAUAAUAUUAUGAAAAAUCAUGAUUAACCUGGGUACCAGAGGUUUUUUCUCGCGUGCGGCUGGAUGCAUCUGUGUUAGUUAAAAACAUUUCAAAACUUUGGCAUAAUUUGCAAAAAGCACUGUGAAUUUUAACUUUGCAAAAAGAUACUUUGAAAAAAUUCAGCUGAAAAUUUAGCCGAUAUUCAAAGACGUGACCGAAACCUGAAACCGCGCAUGAAAAGUCUGUGGCACCCAGGUUAGUGCUUGUUUUGUAGGAUGUAAGAACAUGUUUGCCGUACUUUCUUUUCUACCCCAAAUAAUAUUGUCUCAUUGUCUUUACAUCAAACGCCUCCAGUCUGUGAAACAAGGAAUGGCCACAUCAGAAUCUAUACGAGUCAGUAUAUGUGCAAGAUGUGCCAGGUAAGUAAAACAACAAGUUUAAUCGUACUUCCAGGACUUUACUACCCUGCGUGGCAGAAGCACGCGCAAGAGAGGAGGUCUCUUCGUCUCUCCUCUUGCGCCAUUGUCCUGCUCCCUCGCGGUCAGCUCCGCCCUUCUUACUUACAACCUCAACCUCCCGUUUGAUGUUUUUGGUAUUCUUGCAUUUCUUAUGUUCAGUUUAAGUCAGAAAUUCAGGUACCAUAAAUAAGCCCUCCCUUUUCAGGGGAAGAAAGGUAAUACCUCCCCCCCCCCCCCCCCCCCCCCCCCCCCCCCCCCCCCCCCCCCCCCCCCUCCUUGCCCCCUCUUCUUGUGGGCUGUUUUACACCCAUACACGACUUUUUUCUCCUUUUUUCCUCCUCCCCCCCCCCCGUUUCCGCCACCCAUCCAUUCUCUCCCCAAUCUGCUUACUCCGAUUUCUCUCUCCAUCUUCCCCCCCCCCCCCCCCCCCCCCACCCCGCCCCCCCUCUCUUUUAAUAGGUGGAUUUACGGUACUUAGUAUUUGGUCUUUGGAAAGCCCUAAACGCCAUUUUUGCGAGUUUAUUCUUGCCCAAGCAGCCUCGUUUUCAGGCAAAUAUGCGUUCGAUCAACCUAGUUUCCAAGCUAGUUGUAUCCUCUGUAAAGGGUAUCGGUAACCCAGAUAUCUCUAUAUCCCUCAGAUACAGUUAUUAAAUAUUAUUUGGCCAACAGUGGUGAGAAGCAAGACUCUUACCUAAAACUUCUUGGUGUUACAAGAAACUAGGUUAAAAUCCAACCUUGGCCCUCCGUGCUUCUUAUAUGAGGUUACCAUGGUUUGGAUUUCAGUUCUAUUUUUAGAGUCACCAUUCAGAAGCGUGUAAAAACUAUACGAUACAAGUGCCGAUUAUGCCAUUUUUUUUCUUGUAGAAUUAUCAGUGGCCAACCAAGUGAUCGAAAGUCGGAAGGUAAGAAUUUUGACCUUUUGACGGCUACAUUAGAAAGUAUAUCAUCCUGAAGACUGUUUGUAUUUGAAUCUUUAACUUCUUCUAUUUCAGUCGGCAGUGUUUAUUCUGGAAGUGAAGGUAAGAACACUUCAUUUUUAAGGUUUUCAAAGGUGUUAUUGCUGUUGAAAAAGACUGUAAUGGUCUUUCAAUGUAUGUUUGUUAAGUGAUUAUCUAAAUCGUGAAGACAGUCGUAGAAAGAAACUUCUCUGCCAAUAGACUCUGUUAGCAGGAAAAAUGGAAAGGUCUCUACUUUCACGGGUAUUCCUUGGAGAAACUUUGCAUUAAAAUGUUUACAAAGUUUUUGGUUGCAUUUGCGGGAAAAAUAUAAGAAAACGUUCAAAGUAGCCAGACUGCAAAUCAUCUUAGUUGCUAAAAAAUAUAUAUCUUCGUGUCGCAACUGUUCAUCAGUAGGAUGCCUUCAUUUAUCUUUUUUGGGGGUCAAUGUAUCCAAUUUAUAUUGUCUUUUCUGUUCAGAUUCUUAAUAUUCAAACCUUUUUUCGUGUAACAUGGUUUAUUUCAAGCACCACUUUUUUCUUGCGCAUUCUUGUCAGGCUUUACAAAACGGUACUGUUUCAUUUUCUUUGACUUAAUGAAUUUUACAGUUCAUAUUCUUUUAUCGCUCUUGUGCCUUACAAACCAUUUGCUAUUUGAUUUCCUAGUUGAUGAAAAUUUUGACAGUGUUUCUCAAGUUGGGAGUACGGUAUGACUUUAACAUUGAUUCCGUCACUUUGCUUUUAUCAAGUUUCUUUGAAUAUUGCGCGAAUUCUACGUCAUGCUUAGCCUUUUUCAGGCUCCUGGCUCCAAGAUAGUAGUGCAAUCGUUCGGUAAAAAGUGACGCGAAAAAUGCGUGGGGCUUGGGGAGGGAGCGGACCGCCACCGCCCUCUUUCCCAAAUCGCGCGCGUCGUACGUAUUUUCGCUUUGGUUGUUAUAUUUUCGCGACUUCCCUAGGAGCCUGGCACAGGCUACUUUAUGCAAGUCUCUCACGCAGGCGUUUUCUCUCCCUCCUCACUUGUGGGGAAGAAGGAAAUACAACUCUCUUAAGAAUGCCAGCGUGCGGCGCUCACGUCAUGCACUCAUGUACUUGCAUGGUAUCAGAGAAAAUGAAAAAUCAACUCAUUUCUGUAGCAAAUUACGGGCAAAAAAUGGGUUUUAUUUUUCUGUUUUGUUUGACUUUUGUUGUUUGUUUACCAGUGUUUGAACCAGCUGUAUAGUAUUAAGUUUCCCUCCUUUUGCCUUAUAACUCGUGUUUCUGCCAUUUGCGCUCUGUGCGUGUUUUCUACUUUUUCCCUGUGUAGCACAGGUCUCAUUGUUUCCCGCGCUUUCUACCCAAAACUUGUCGGUGGUGUUUUCUCGCGCUUCAGAACUCUUUCAUUUUUAUGUGCUUUGCUGCUUAUACAUGCAUGACUUUCAGCAGAUGUAGACUGUUUUUCCGUCUUCCCGUUCUUUACUUCUAUAAUUGCAUUAUGCCCGUUCCUUGUUUUAUGGCCAUCUUUGGCUACGAUUGGUUGGCUUGUAGUGUGUGUAAUGACACCAUUUUAUGUUUUUUCUUUAGACUGGGCUAAGGAGACCCCCUGUUUGGCCUUCAGGAUUUGAUUCGGAAAGUAAGAGAUCCCAUAAUUUUUACUUUUCCCUUAAGUUUCCCUUGUGUAACCGCAGUAAAGUUAUAACGACCUAAAACAAUAUUGUCUCAAAAUGUUAUGACUGAUAUUCGUCAAGGACUGUUGAUAGCAGAGCUGAAAACCAAUCCAUUCUAACCCUUCUGUCAAAAUCAAAUAAACCGGGAAAAACACUUGUAAGCAUUCAAGCCAUCUUCACACAGCGUUCGUGUAGGUUUUUAAAUAUUUGGCGACAGGUUCAUGUUGGCGGAGCUAACAUGGACCAAAGAGUGUGCUCGCGAGAGGUCGUUUGAAGAAUAGCUGUAUGCAUAUCAUUCUUACCAAUUUCUCUCCAAGUGUGCGUUUAGUAACGCCAUCGUAGAUGAUAUCCGCCUGUCAUUUCUUUAUCUUACAAGAUUGAAGUUAGUUCAAAUUAAAUUUCCUUCAGCCUUAAUUUGUUUAAACCACUGCAUAACUUUAUUCAUAAAAAGGUUGCUAACUGUAACUUAAUCAUAUUGUAGACGUGAGAUGGUUUCUUGAAAAAAAAAAUCUAAAUAAAAUGUUAUUUUUAAACUGAGUGUCUUAAAAUGUCUUUUUCUUGUUCUGAUCCGCAGGUGAUUCUAGCCCGCGUAAAGGUCAACAUAUGUGGCAGAGUGCAAGUAGAUCGCCAGCGAAAGGCAAGCACAUGUUUAGGUAGGGCUCAAGUGUUUGUCUCAGGGCUCUUUAACUGGCGUGCCGAAGACUGUAAGAAAAUAUGAAAAGCAACACAGCAGAGAAAGCACAGAUGGCUCGCAAAAACAAAAAUCGAAAAAAAUGAAACAAAGCCAGCUGAAACUGCAUUAUCAGGUUGAACAGUAGAUCACUUUCACUGUAUAUAGUCAGCCUAAUUUGGAUCGUUGGUUUGUUAAAUCCCUUUCGAAAGUUUCGUUUUUCUAAGAGAGAAAGACCAAGAUUUCCGUAUUUAAUAUUUGAUGGUCGUACUUACAAUUUGUCAGAAAUUUGCGUUUUUAUAGUUACCGCACUGGCCAUAGAAGAAAACUGGCUGGAAAUUUUUCGACCUGACACUCGAGCGCGGAAAGCACUAAAACGGAAUUUUUGGCUUGCUGCUACGUUUUUAAUCAUAGCUAGCGCACAUUAUUGAAGAGGAAGAGAUCACGGUUAAGUCACCAUUUUGUUCCGACCAAACAACUGAAAAUAUGCGUUGUGGUCAACUCUCACUUCACUACUUCGCAAUGCCAACAAACGCGUUGCCUCCCGAUUUUCCCCCUGAGUCAGUUCUCGUUGGUCCUCGCAAAAUAUAGAUUUGUUCCGCCUUCAUGGUAGGCUCCAUUUUCACCGCUCUCUCGGGUCCAGCCUUUUUCCUCGUUUCCCGAGCUGCUGCUGGUAAUCGGGCCUAAUGGCGAAGAAGUGAAGUCAGAGUUAUAAGCAUGGAUAUGAAAUUCGUCAAUUUUUUGUGCUGCUAUUUCAAUCUUCCAUUUUGCUUUUCCAGAGGGGGAUCCUUUACAGAUGACCAUCCAGAUAGUUCAAGGCCCCAAACGGCAUCUUCGAGCCGGAGUGACUUGGUGUACUCAGGACGACAACAGAAAUCGUGGAAGUUCGAUGGAUACUCAUCAGACAAUGACGUAAUGCCUUGUGUUCAUUUUAAGGCUGUGUUCACACUAUUCCGGACAGCUUUUCGUGCGGACAAUCCGAUACAGUGUGGUUGACCGAGAGGAUUUACUUGUCUGAAUCCCAGUCCUUACUGCUGAAUAUUUACUUCUGUCUCAGUGGGUUCCAUUCACGUCCGCUACGGUCCGAAUACGCGUUUCACACUACACCAAAGUGUGGCACAGAACCUUUCCGAUAUGUGACGCUCCACUAUCGAGAUCGGCGCGGAGCAGAUUCGCUCCGUCAGAGAAAUCGCACCGGAAUCACCGUUCUCAUGUGUGAACAGAAGCCAUUCUCGGUAUCGUUUUCGUGCCGGCGCAACGGCUAUCCGGUACAGUGUGAACAUAGCCUUAAAAUAUUCCUCCAUGUUUAAUUUAUAACAGGUAUCGAUAAUUAUUUAGUGAAAUAGUAGUCUAAAACAGUCCGAGAACGUGAACACAAUCGUCAUUUGAAAUUUCAAUUCUGGGCCCUUGGACACAAAUUUCCGCAGGGCUAGCGUCAUUGAUAAAGUUUUACAAUUGUGACUUAAGGCUUUAACAUCGGCCAGUGAUGGCGUUCAUUUAUAUGAUCGUAUUCUCAAAGUGCCGCCGAGACCUAAGCCCGCCCACUGGAAAUGAAACUUGAAAUAAACAUGUAAUGGGCAGCUAUGGGCCUGUUUACACGGAGAUGGAGGACCCCUGGUAGGUGAGGUAACCCCCUUAGGUGGGGUAACCCGCCUGUCCAUAUAAUCUCUCAUAAGGUCACCCCACCUAUCACUGACGUAAACGUGAUCAAAUUAAAAUGAGAGAUUAUAAUUUAUAGGGACAGGCGAGUUGCCCCACCUAAAUGGGUUACCUCACCUACCUGGGGUCCCUCACCUCCAUGUAAACAGGCUCUAAUUCUGCAUGCUGUUGCGUUUCACUUGGUAAGGCUGUCUCGCAUGUGCUAAAUACUAAUGAUUGCUUUAAUUUGAUUGUUAUUGUUGUUAAACUAGACGGAAGUCAAUUUUGACCGAGAGGAGACCCCUAAGUUAGGAGAACGUCGGCCGUGGUCCCGGACACCACUGGAGAGCGGCAGCGAGACGGACUGGGAACCAAGGCUGGGUAAGGCGAAAUUUCUUGGUAGCAUUUUAAAAUGGACAAUUUGGCGGGCUUUAAUGAAAUAAACCAAUGAAAAGCGAGAAUCAAACAAUCAGACGAUGUAAUCAGCCAAUCAAAAUAGAGAAGCCACCACACUGUUCGCGUUGUUUUCAGCGUUGGUGGUAGCAUUUUGAAAGUUAAAGAGCUGUGUCACGAAAGUAUUUAGCAAAAUUCAAACAGUGGCAACCGCCACCAAACUAAGUGAAAAAAGAAAAUAACUCAUAAAAAACAUGAAAAGAAUGUAUAAAUAGCACAGCAAAUGCAAAGGAGGCGCGGAUGGGCAAGCUUGGAGAAGAUUGAAAGAAAUUGCAGUUGUGAUUUUUGAAAACUUGUUAACCUAACAGUUUUCUAGCAUUUUUUGUUUUUUUGUUUAACGUUUGGUAUAAUACUUGGGAGACAUCGGUUUGACACAAAGCUCAGGGCAUAAAUGAUAAAGGGCGAAAUGCCCUUUCAAGGAAACGAAUUCCUGUAAGAAUUUGACGAGAGAGGGUAGACGCCGCAUUCUAUUUCCGAAUGAGCGGUCCAAGAAAAAUAUCUUCCUAACAUCUGAUUGUCUAACUUUUUUUAGGAAGAAGAGCGCCUGCUGGCCGAGGAUUUGCUCGGUUUAACAGCGGAGAAGACUCUGACUCAACAUAGCAAGUAUAAAUUGAUUCACAUUUGUAAUUGAUGCGUUCGAAUGCAAAGGGACACUGUGUUUACGGGACCGAAACUUCGCAAGUUUCUAAAUUUGAUGGAAGGAAUCCAUUAAGUUCUAACUAAGCCGUUUAUAGCAUUCAAUAUUCACUUCCAUAAGCAAGG